CCCCCAGCUCCCAGGUGGAAUCGCUCCGUCACUCAAUGGGCCCUGGGGGCUACGGGGAUAGCCUUGGGGGAGGCCAGAUGUACAGCCCCCGGGAAAUGAGGGCUAAUGGUGGCUGGCAAGAGGCAGUGACCCCAUCUUCAGUGACAUCCCCAACAGAGGGGCCUGGGAGUGUUCACUCUGACACAUCCAACUGAUCCAGUCUCUGUCUCAGGGGUGGGGGUACACGGGGGUGACUCUUGGAGAGGCCCCAGACAUCCAGUGAACACACCCCACCCGAAGGAGAAGCACAAGGCAGAGGGGCAUAUGGGGUUUUUCCUCACGAAGAAGGCGUCUCAGUGCUGGGGGUGUGAACCACAGGGAGGGAAGCAUCUUCCAAGGGGCCCUUCUGUUUCCCCCCCUCAUCCCUGUCCUCUACCCUACUUCUUUCCUUGUCUCUCUUAUUUAGUCUCCUUCCUCUCUCUCUCUCUCUCUCUCUCUCUCUCUCUCUGACAUGAUUUAUUCCUUUUGCCCUCCCUACUCCACCCCACCCCACUUAGCCACUCUAGAAUGGGGCAGAGACGCCACCCCACCUGCCUAGUGACGCCAAAAAUGGGGACAAAAUUUCUGGACAGAGGACACAGGCCAUGCCCCCUGUGCACCCCGCCCCCUGCCCCCUAAGACAGCUCUUAUUACCUCAUAUGCAGCUCAUCUUAAACCAAUAGAAUCGCUCGGUGGACAAGAGUGUCUGACUCAGAUAUCUACCUCGGAGGGAGUUUCUGCUACUUUAGAGAAAUGUUGACUGGGCUUUGGAUUUUUUUUUUCUUAAAAAAAAAAAAAAAGAGAAAAAGAAAACCUGGGAUUCAUCUGUUUUUUUUGUUGUUGUUUUGUUUUUAAUUUAGUUUUUUGUGGGGGAGGGGGAGGGGGCUAAGUGUAUUGAUUCUUUUGGUUUCUUCCUUUCCCAUGUUAGGGUUAAUAGCCAGGAGUGUCCUGUUAUAGGAGGGAUGAGCAAACCAAUCUAAGGACCCAGCCAACCCCACUCCCCAAAUGGGUCCAUCAGGGAGUCUGAUCAACAGGGGCUACUGAGAAGGAAAUAAAACCUCCCCUUCAGACCUUGAUGAAUACUGGGGGCUUUUCAUUUGCAUGUGCAAAUCAGCCUGCUUCAAUUCUCCCUGAUGCUUGUUCAUAGGAUGACUACAUGGGAUAAAUGACCUUCUGAUGUAUCCCUUCCCAGAAAAGUAACUGGGGAGUGGGUUAGCAGAGCUGAGGAUUUAGUGACUUGGAAAAAGGAAAAGGGAAAAAUCACCUGCCUCCUCUUCCAGAGACUAACACAUCUUAAUAUCUGUUUUUGCAUUUUUCUUUAUUUUAUUAUCCUAGCUUGGGGGGGGGGGGUUGGGGGGCUCAUUGCCAAAUAUAUUAAAUAGGAGGGUAUGCUUGUUGUCUCUCCCUCAGUUUCCCCAGAGAUGAAAUUUCUGUUCUCACCCCAAAAUCAGGGGUUAUGGGGAGGAGGGAAGGCAACAGGGGCCAAGUGUGGGGGGAAGAAUAUUAGUAAUGUCCCAUAUCCCCACCCCUCUCCCCUCCUGGCUAAACCCCUCAAACAUCCUCAGGAUUUGGUGUGUGUGUUGGGGUGAGAGGACUUCUCCCACUAUAGGUGAUGGGGAUGGGGUCAGGGAGCAAAGGGGAUUGUUGGGGGGCAGUUAUCUCCUCACUUGUAAACUUGUAGUUUCACAGAACAAAUGGCAGUUUUAAAUAAAGAAAUUUCUUUUUUCCCUGGGUUUGGUGGAGAAUUUUUUUCACACGUGAGAACUUGAAUUUUCCUAGGUGUUCACAUCCUUCCCAUACAUGAAAGAUUCUGGCAUCAUCAUGGGUUAAUGGAACAAACAUUGGACUGGAAGUCCAGGAGUCCCGAGUUUGACACUUGGUUUCACCACACAAUAGUUUUGUGACCUUUUGGCAAGUCAUUCAAUGUCUUUGGCCCUUAGUUUCCUCAUCUGUAAAGUGGGGAUUGGUACUACUUACCUCACAGGGUUAUUAUGAGUUUAAAAAAUGUAUAAACCAUAAAUUAAUAUGUAAAUGUUACUUAAACGUGUUAUCCAACUUUCCUUGCCUGACUCUUUACCUUCCUCAUUUCUCCCAAUUCAAUACCCUUUCUCCCAGGGAGAACAGGCCUGUGCCUAGUCCUACAAUCUGGCAGUCUGUAAGGAUAGGCUCAGGUAUGCCCACUAGUCUUCAGUGGCUUGGCUUGGGGGUGCCAAAAUUUAGAACAUGCUUUUCCCCAGCCUCCAUGGGUGUGGUCUUGCUAAGAGUCAGCAGUGCCUGGGUGGGGGGACAGAACAGUUUCUUUUGGUACGUCAAGGGCCCUUGUUGAGAACCCAGCUGGAUUCCUGGCAUUCCCCAGGGACCAGGCAGAGGAGAUUGGGAGAAAAAGGGGAGGAGAGAGACAGGGUGCUGGUUACGUGGGGUAGUAGCAAGACGCUAAGAGGGGCGAACAGCCAGAAGGUUGGAGAGAAGACAGGAUGGCAUCUCUGACAUCCACAGGAGCCUGGGUGCUGAUCCUUAGCCUAGGGGUGGUUGGCAGUCAGAACAUCUCAGCCAGGAUUGGGGAGCCCUUGGUGCUGACCUGUAAGGGGGCUCCUAGGAAACCACCCCAGCAACUUGAAUGGAAAUUGAACACAGGACGGACUGAAGCUUGGAAAAUCCUCUCUCCUGAAGGGGACCCUUGGGAGAGUGUGGCUCGAGUCCUACCCAAUGGUUCCCUCCUCCUGCCAGCUGUUGGGAUCCAGGACGAAGGGACAUUCAGGUGUAGGGCAACUAACCGCCAUGGGAAGGAGAUUAAGUCCAAUUACCGACUCCGUGUCUACCAGAUUCCAGGGAAGCCAGAAAUAGUGGACCCUGCUUCUGAGCUCAUUGCUGGGAUCCCCAACAAGGUUGGAACAUGCCUGUCAGAAGGGGGAUACCCAGCAGGAACUCUUAGCUGGCAUCUGGAUGGGAAAGCCCUGGUGCCUGAUGGGAAAGGAGUGUCUGUGAAGGAGGAGACCAGAAGACACCCUGACACAGGGCUUUUCACAGUACAGUCGGAGUUGACAAUGAUCCCAGCCCGAGGAGGCCCUCUGAACCCCACCUUUUCUUGCAGUCUUAGCCUCAGUUCCAGUGUCCCUGGACGACGGGCCCUCCAUGCAGCUCCUAUCCAACCUAGUGUUUGGGAGCCUUUGCCUUUGGAUGAUGUUCGAAUAAUAGUAAAGCCAGAGGGUGGAGCAGUGGCCCCUGGAGGGGCAGUAACCCUAACCUGUGAGGCUCCUGCCCAGCCCCAACCAGAAAUCCAUUGGCUCAAGGAUGGUUCUCCUCUGGCCAUUGCCCCCAGCUCUGUACUACUCCUUUCUGAGGUUGGAGCCCAAGACCAAGGAAUAUACAGUUGUGUAGCCACCGACCAAGGUCGUGAGUCAAGAGAAAGUCCUGGUGUUAGUGUCAGCAUCAUUGACUCUGAGGAAGGCCCAGGACUAAGCUUAUUGCUCCUGAUUCUAGGAGUUUUGGGUUGUCUGCUCACAGUUGCCCUUCUGGUGGGAAUCCUUUUGUGGAAAAGACAACGGCGGCUCCACAGAGAAGAGAGGAAGGUUCCUGAAUGCCCAGAGGAAGAGGAACAGCGGGCAGAACUAAAUCAACCUGAAGAACAGGAAACAGCUGAGAGCAAUGCAGGGGGGCCCUGAGCUACCCAUCUGAUACCAUCCAUCUUCUUCCCACUCCCCUACCCUGAUGCUAUUCUUCCUAACCCCUGCCUCCCUUCCCCAUUCCCACUACUUCCCCUAAAAAGUCGGCCUCUCUCCUAUCACCUGAGAGCUCAGCCUGUUUCCUGCUUGCACCCACUCAUCCAAACAAUCAUUAUUAAACAUCUGACAACCCUA
Molecule: messenger RNA, 3875 nt
Organism: Dromiciops gliroides (monito del monte)
Lineage: Eukaryota; Metazoa; Chordata; Mammalia; Microbiotheria; Microbiotheriidae
Gene: AGER
Product: advanced glycosylation end-product specific receptor
Exons: 12
Coding region: 2493-3680 (395 amino acids)
Biological process (GO): regulation of inflammatory response; regulation of p38MAPK cascade
Cellular component (GO): plasma membrane
Molecular function (GO): signaling receptor activity
Source: RefSeq, a predicted model, not a curated record